ACGCCAUUCGAUGUAUUUAAAAACAGCCCUUUUCUGGACCCUGAAUACCUGCACUGAAGUCAACGUGGCCUUGAUUGUGGCUCAGUCACGUGACAGGCAGAACAGACUCUCUGGGAUAAAAUUGACGUCAUUAAGUCUAGGCUUGAAGAGGAUAGCAUUGGCGGCAAAGAAAAUGAAAGCUACUAUUCACCUUCCACGAAUUGGUUACAAUACACCUAGUUUUAACUGGUAUGGCACGGAGAGACUGUUACGGAAGCACCUUGUCUGCAAAGGAAUUCAGACAUCAGUAUAUUAUUUUGAUAGACAAUCAGCUACAAAUAACUCAAAAACUCUGACAUCAUUAAACGCAGAUUCUCUGAAAAAAAGAAGUUACAAGGCGAAAGACAAGCGGGAAACAUCCAAGGAUGAUGAAUCCUCUCAUGGUGAACAUCGAAAGAGUACAAAGCAUUCACUACCUGACUUCAUGUACGGUGUAAAUGUCUUGUUUCAUAAUGUUGAAGAGACACAUAGGAAGCAAUUGACACGCUAUCUGGUGGCAUAUCCUUUAAUCUCCAUUUUUAUUUGUUUCGAAAGUGCAUGUUCUCCUUUCCUAUUACGAAGAAAGGUAUAACUUGAUCAUAACAGUCACCUCAGUGAUGUAUUAUGGACCCUUUCCCAAAAUGGCAAACAACACCAAAAACUCAUCUGAAGGAAAAAUAUCCCCAAGAAUGCCGUCUACUCCUGGAUGGGAUACUGAUCGGUUUUAGGUUACCCACAGCAUUUCGUUAGGUCUUUCAUGGCGGUUUACCGGUUCCCAUUUUCAUUCCUGGGGGAGAGAGGCAUUCUGAGAG
This is a messenger RNA of Pocillopora verrucosa, 830 nucleotides long. The record is from RefSeq and is a predicted model, not a curated record. NCBI's taxonomy places the organism in Eukaryota, Metazoa, Cnidaria, Anthozoa, Scleractinia, Pocilloporidae.